AUGCCGUCCAUUCAAGAGAGCAAAUUGGCCUUCAUUGGCGGUGGCAACAUGGCCUCCGCCAUCAUUGGUGGUCUGCUGAGCAAAGGCGUCAGCAAGCAGAAUAUCUGCGUCUCCGAGCCUUGGGAUGUCAACCGCGAGAAGAUCGCCGCACUCGGAGUGCGCACCACCACCUCCAAUGUUGAGGCUGGAGGUGAUGCCGAUUUGGUCAUCAUUGCGGUCAAGCCCCAAGUUACCAAGGGUGUGUGCCAGGAGCUCGGUGGUGCCUGGUCGCCGCGCGCGACUUUGCCCGUUGUCGUUAGCAUUGCCGCGGGCAUUACUCUUGACAGCUUGAAGGAAUGGUUGACGACUAGCGAUAGCCGUACGGCCCACACCGUGCGCGUGAUGCCCAAUACUCCUGCCUUGGUUGGUGAGGGUGCUUCGGGUGCUUUUUCUAGCACGGAUGUCACCCCCGCUGAGAAGGAGCUUGUCAAUGCUAUGCUCGGAAGUGUUAGCAAGGCUACCGAGUGGGUGGACCGCGAAGAUCUUCUCGAUGUCGUCACUGGAUUGUCGGGAUCUGGACCUGCCUACUUCUUUGCCAUGGUUGAGCACCUGAUUGCAAGUGCAACUGCUCUCGGCCUCCCCGAAGAACAGGCCACUCGUUUGGCUACACAGACAUGUCUUGGUGCUGGCAAGAUGUUGGUUGAGAGCUCUGACAGCCCUUCUCAACUGCGGAAGAAUGUGACUAGCCCCAAUGGCACCACGUACGCUGCUCUCCAGACAUUUGAGUCUCUCAACUUUAAAGAGAUCGUCGACAAGUCUGUCCAGGCUGCCACUACUCGGUCUGCUGAGCUUGGAAACCCCUCGGCCAAGCCAUAG
Molecule: messenger RNA, 855 nt
Organism: Penicillium crustosum
Lineage: Eukaryota; Fungi; Ascomycota; Eurotiomycetes; Eurotiales; Aspergillaceae
Product: pyrroline-5-carboxylate reductase family protein
Exons: 2
Coding region: 1-855 (284 amino acids)
Biological process (GO): L-proline biosynthetic process
Molecular function (GO): pyrroline-5-carboxylate reductase activity
Source: RefSeq, a predicted model, not a curated record